This is a messenger RNA of Lymnaea stagnalis (great pond snail), 12456 nucleotides long. Lineage: Eukaryota; Metazoa; Mollusca; Gastropoda; Lymnaeidae. The record is from the annotation of a GenBank genome assembly.
GUAACAGUACUGCUUCCGCUUACUCUGUCAACAAGGAAGGAAUAGCAAAAAUAUAUAUAUAUAAUUUAUAUAAAUAAAUAAAUCAAAUAAAUACGAAUUGCUUUUAUUCAAAAUGAACAAUCAGGCUCCUAGACAAAAGCCUACUAAUUGUCCUUCUUUGCUGCUUCAAGAUAAUGAAAAUGAAUCCCUGUUUGAAGCCAUGGGCAGAUUAUGUGUGGUAAGUACAAAAAAUUGUUAUUAAAAAUUAUAGAAGUUAUUCUUAUUAUAUUAUAGGUACUUGGAUACAAAAUUUUAAAAAAUUCAAAUAAUUUUUUUAAUAGCACAGUUAGUUAGAGCUAAUUUCAAAUAAAAAAAUGAAACCAGAAUCAACUUUUUAGCUUAAGUACUUUUUGAGCUAUGAAUUUUUAAAGUGUGAGUUCGUUUGGUAUUUUUUACUAUGGACGAAACCUCCACAUCUUGUGACCUCAUUCCGCUGAUCGCGUCAUGCGCAAUGACUAUAUACUUUAUAUAAGGCAACGCAUCGCCUUAUCACUAAAAUACUGUUUAGGGUCGACUUAGUUUAAACUUUCAACUUUGGCACAUGAAUAAUUAAUUAAAGCUUUCCCUGACCAAUGGUAUAGUAGUUUUUGCACACGGCAAACUCUUAUGAAUGAAACUCUGAGGUAGUACUACGAUACAGUUAUGCAAGUGGCUGUGAAUGGUUGCCAAUGACAACGUGUUGCACACGGUAAAUUCUGAUCAUUUAUAAUAUGGAUUCUACCGGGUUGUUAAAGCUCAAAUUAAAACAUUCCAGUUUAAAUGUCUUCAAAAUGCAUUCUGAAACACAAGUUAUCAAAUAUUUUGAUGUAAAUAGUGGUAAUAAAUUAAUAUUUCCUAAGUAUCGGCAACUUCCGCCAUUAAAAAGGGGGCGUGGCCAACCCCAUGGCGAAAUUAGGUUGAGCGAGCUGCAUGACCUGCUGCGAACGCGCAGAAACAUAGCGUCUCUCGUAAGACACUUAUCGCUGUGAAAAUUGGCAUACAUGUAGAUCAAUAGAUUCCCCAGAUGCAAAAAAAAUUUGGUAGUGACAAAUUUUUUCCUUCGACUUAAUUUUAAUGAUGAAAGUUGCCUUAUAUUUACCAAGGAUUUUCUCAAAGCUGACUGAUUGUAAAUGAAAAAGAAAUUGAUUAAAAUGUAGGCCAAGAUGUCUACCUAAUUAUAAGGCCGAAAACGGAACUCAAAUACAUAUCGAAAGUACUAAUUUAAUAAUAAAUAGACACACACAUCGGAAAAUUAAAAACUCGGAUUUUUUGGCGCCGAUUGCGAAAUCCCAUACACAAAAAGUAGUAGUCUCCCUUGACUUACCGAAGUACCUAUUAUAUUAUAUUUAUAUAGCCUAUAGGUAUAGUAUAGCCUUGCUUACUCACGUAUUACUUAUUAACAUUCGGAGACUCAUCACUACCAGCUAUAAAAAAGGCUUAGGUCAAGCAAAGCGUAUUUCAAAUUAUAAUAUUAAAAGUAAAAGAUCUAAAUCUCUAGGUCUUAUUAAUUUAUUAUAGUAUAGUACUACUACUUAUAAUAAAAUUUAUUUAUAAUAUAAGACAUUAUACCAUGAUGGGCUAUUUAAGAUUAUGCGGCCUGAGGAGAUUUAGGCGUGAUUAUUGAUUCUAAAAUCUAAUACUAAUACUCUCUAAUUAUCUAAUAUUUUAAUAAUAGUGAAAUUACUAAUACUCUAAAUACUCUAAUCUAAGUCUAAGUCUAAAAGUAAUGCUAAUUUUAAAUCUUGGGUUUGGGUCCGCCCAUAAAGUACGUCACGCUAUUUUUGACCAUUUAUACCCCCCCCCAACCCCGGGCGCUCUAAAGUAUGUCACACUUUCGAACAAAUUUUUUUUAAAAAUUAACACCUAAUUAAAAUUUAAUCUAAAACACACUUCACUAAUUAAACUGUAUUAAAAUAUAAAAUUUCCACUUAAAAGAACUAUCACAUUAUUAAAAUGACUUUAAUAGUAGAAUAGUUGCUAGCGCUCCUAGCAAGAGGAAUCGUGAACAACACAUUCAGGAGAUAUGCAUUUCAUGCUUUUUUGACAUUUUGUGGAUAGGAUCAACAAGCCUAUUCUGAUAAUUAUCUACUAAUAUUAAUGUUUGAUUUUCAAAUUAACUUUUAGUAAAGUGUAGUAGAGUGAAGCUGGCUUAGCUGGUAAUGGUGGGUGAUGGUGAUUGGUUGUACCAAGACUGACAGUUACUAAUAAAAAAUGAAGGAGUUCAGGUCUUGAGGACUAUAGCUUUAAUAAACUCUAAUGGAAGAGUUCAGUACGACGAGAAAGGUCCUAAGGAAAAGCUAAAGAAAAAGGACAAUAUCUGAAAAGAAACAAAUAGUACCAUACAGAUUAACAAUGUCCUGACUAACAUUGACUAAUACAGCUAAUAAUAAACAUGUUAAAUAACACCAUAAUUGUAGAUUGUGGCAAAAAUAUAUGUAACUGAGGAUAGCGUAUUACAUGUUAUACUAAAUGGCAAUGAAAACUAUAUUGUUCUAAAAAUGUAUAACUAUAAAAGAAAUCAUGUGGAAGUGUUUAAUUUGUAGCACAUACACUGUGCUAGUGUUUCACACAGAACCAGUGUGAGAUGUGAGGGUUAACAUUAAGAUCUUUGAAUUAUUAUGGUAGGCCAUCCAGAUAUGGAGUCUAUGUAAGAAGCACACAUAGCAGGACAGUAAAUACAAUGGUAUAAAGUAUGACCACAAUUAGCUUGAUACUUGUAGCUAUCAAUCGCUGUGCCUUUUUAAGACAAACAGCCACUUUCAGAAUGGCUAGUUAUAUGUAAUAUUAUCCUAACACAUGCACCAUUUCCUAUGUGAGAAUUUAGCACACAGCAGGAGAGUUAGCCUAUUACACAUAUUUGAUGUACAUUCAGUGGUUGUAUACUGUUGUAUCAAUAGCUUAUAAGCACAUUGCAGUAUGUGUACCCAGAACGAUAUACGGUUGCUUUCUAUGCUCACAAACACUGGUCACUGGUAUCUAAUUAAUUCUAUUAAAGAAUUUAGUGGACGGUUGUAUGUUCAACCCUUAAAAUAUCAUGGUUAUAAGUCUACACCGGGUAGGUUAUUCCUACAAUAUAUCAUGGUGAUAAGUCUGAAUGGAAAUCUUCCAAUACUAACACUUAGCAAGUUCAUACUAAACACAAAGAAAUAAAAUGACGUAUUAGCUUCUACUUAUAGAGCGUUCCAAUGGGCCCCACUGAACAAUGACACACUUCAGGGAUGCUGUUCAAAACCUCAAAUGAUCCCCUUCUUAGUGUGCGCCCCUUUAUAAAGCUGCGCGCGGACAUAUGAGAUAGCCCCUCCGUCACACAGAGACCAAGAUGGUCUACGUUUUGCCUUCUGGCCGAUUUCCUGGGGUAAAAUGACUAACUCUGAGGACUACACCCGAGUAAUAAUUAAAAUCCCUGACCAAAUCCCUAAUGACUUAUAUGUGUCCUGUGCAGUUUUGUCUCCCCUAUCUAAGAUACUAUCUUAUAUUUCUGUGAGUGAAAUAGUUUUUGAGAUAUUUUAAGUAGAAGGGGUGGGGACCACUAUGGAUGAUGAUGAAGGUGAAAACUCCUUUAAUGACUAAAUGGUAAAAUAUCCUAUAACGAUGGAGACUUGUAAAUAUGCUACGGAAUAGUGAAUAAAAUCCCCUUUCCAAGUAGAUAUAAUUUAUAACUUACUACACUAGGGUUCCCAAGAAAUAAAUUACUGAAUUUAUAACUAAAGCCCACAUCGUGGUAUUUAAGUAUUCCCCACCAGGGGAGAGAGAAGCCGGCCGUACUGACUGGGGUGAAAAACGAUAUCUGAGGUCAACAUUUCGAUCUAUUGUUAGGUGAGGUCACACCGCUAUACAUUUUUAGGUGUUACCGGUACACGCUGCUUCCCGCAAAAACGUGGCUUUUACACUGCCACAAAAGAAUUUGAAAUGAUCAAUUUUUUAAUUUUUUUUUUAAUAAUUAAAAUAAGAAGUCAUCCAGAUGUAGACAUUUUGUUUAAGAAGAAAACCUCAAUGACAGAAGAAGUCUCCGAAUAGACCAGAAAUGGUGCCGUAAACUACAAAAGAUUGCUGAAGACUUAACUUUUGUUCUAGCAGAAUUCAUCAAAUGGUUGUUAAUUUAAACUUAAUAAGUAGUUAAAUUAUUUUUUUUCAAGUCUUAAAUUAAAAUUUAAUUUAAAACAAUAUUUUGAUUCUGUUGAAUUUAUUAUGCUAAAAUAACCGAUUAAGUUAUUUUGCUGUAACUGAGUGGGGUGAGUUGAGCCCUAAGUAUAAUUGGGAUUUCCAAAGGUGCAAUGUUUUAUUGUGGUAAUGUGCAUGGGCAAUAAAUUUUACACUUCCUGUUUCUCAAAUUUAGCCAGACAACACGGCAUUGUCAUCAUAUUAUAACUUUUAAAAAGUUGAAAUAUCUAUUAAAUGUGCAUAGUCCUAAUUGUUGUGCGCUGUAUGCAAAACAAAACAACUGCAAAUGAGAAUACAGGAAGGAAAGGGGCCACUAUCUUUUUUAAUAACUCAUAAAAGAGUAUCAAGCAAUUAACACUUACCAAAAUUUUAGCUUCUCACCUUCGUGUGGCACAAAAAUAACUUGCCAUAGUGAGUAUGGAGUAUGAUAUAUCUUAUAUCAUACAGGCCUUUUCAACAAAGAAUUGCACUUGAAACACUUGUUAAGAUGUUGAAUCCCACUUCCCAUCAUCUAUCCAUCUCAGUCUACAAAUGGGCCAUCUUCCCUUUGGUUUAUGCCUGUAGACUACUUUUUCUCUAUAAUCUGGCAUCCUCUUUAGGUGUCCUGUACUGCGCAGCCUGCCUUUUUUAAUUGCCUCAACUAUGGUUGAGUCCUCUUACUACUGGUAUAUUUCUUAAUUUGUCAUAAUCUCAGUUUUCUUUGUUUUCCUUGAGAGGUUUCUGAUUCCUAGUAGAUUGAAAUUUGAACAGUUGCCUCCUUUUAUCCUUUAAAAUAUUAUUUUAUUUUUUUGCAAGUUCUAAUGUGAAAGUGUUCAAAGGUCUGUCACUUUUUAGUAUAGUGACACAAAACUAGAAUUAGAAAAUGGGGAAGUUGUAAUUUGAUAAAGAAUUCACAAAUGAGACCUAAUAAGAAUGUUGUCAUAGUUGUGUAUUCAAAAGGUGCAAUUUUAUUUCAAAUGUGAUCAACAUACAAAACAUUUUAAUUUUUAAAUGCUAAUUGUAACCUUAACCCUUUUUUUACAUUGUUAGUUAGGUAGUUUAAGUAAUCUACAGCUUACCCAUUUUGAUAUAAAAUGACACAUUACAUACAUAAUUCAGGCCUAUUGCUAACCAUGAAUCAAUAGAAAUCAAAAUAUGUUUUAUAAUUUAAUUUCUAUCCGCAUUCUCUAAUUAUAAAAAUAAUUUACUCAUACUUUAAAUUUAAAAAGCUUUAAUAUUAAAUGAUAAUAUUAAUUUUUUUUUAAACUUGAGAUGGAAAAAAUAGCUUAUGAAUUACCCUAGUCAAUAACUGUUACAAGCAUAAUAAAAAUGUUAAGUCCAAAUGGAAAUAUUUAGUCAUUUUAUCUUUAAUAAUUUUCAGAUAGAAAAUGUAUUUAUUUAUUUAAAUAUACUUUUAUUCAUACUGUUAUAGACACUGGCAACUGGUGUUGUCCAGUUAUACCUGGCGGACCAAAAUGAUCGAAAUAAGUGGACAAAAAGAUUUUGUGGUGUUGCCUGCUUUGUAAAGGACAGCUCCAAAAAAUCCUUUUUCAUCAGGGUGUUUGAUAUUAAGGUACUGUGUCUUGCAACAUAAUAAUGUUUUAAAAUUGUUUAGGAUAUUUAAUCUUUCGCAAAGAUUUUAUUUUGUAAAGCUUUUUUAUAUCAAUGUAUUUAUAAACCAACAUUAAAUUGUGAACUGCAAUAUUGAGGAUUAAAUUGAGUUAAAAUUAUAACUUUUUGUAUAAGAAAGCACUGUUCUGGAAAUACUUCUUUUUUUAUCUUGUUAAAGUAAUGCCUUAAAAAAAAAAUCUUCUUCUAAGAAUUAUUUGCUACUGUUAUAUUGAGCUAUUUAAUAUUCAACAAAAAGAGGCACAUGUGACUAUAAUUAUUAAUUUAGAGCAUAAAAGUAAAAGUCUAACUAACAGUAAAUCAAAUAUUAAUUUAUCUCAAACACAAAAUGAGGAUUUUUAAAAUUCCUUUAUAAAUUUCUCUAAUAGAAGCAUCAAAUGAUCUGGGAACAAGAGUUGUACACUCAGUUCACCUACAAGACACCAAGGGAGUACUUUCAUACAUUUGAAGCUGAUGUAUGACCAUUUUUUACAUUAAAAAUCAGUUAAGAAUGAUCAUUUUCAAACAUUUAGGCAAAAACAAAUGAGAUAGUCUUUAAAAAUGCCAAGAGUAAAUAAGCAAUUAAUAUAUUUUGAUCUACUAAAUGUUUAACACAAUUAAAAUUGGUAAUUUUGCAGAGAUUAAAUAUUUAAAAAUUUUUACCAGACAUGUCAAGCUGGCUUGAACUUUGCCAGUGAAGAUGAAGCAGCAAAGUUUAAGAGGGUUGUUGAAGGAAAAAUGACUGAACGACUCAAGAAAAAACAAGGUUUUUUUUUCCUUAAAGCAAUAGUCUUUACACAACAAUCCAUUUAAAUAUGAUUUUUUUUAAUGCAUCACCUUCUAAGCAAACUCAAAGAAAUACGAAUCCUGAACCAACUUUUGUUAAUAUCUUGAGGAUAAAUAUUGUAAAUAAGCAGAUAUAUUAAAGUAAUAUAAAUAAUUUUCUUUAAAGCAUGCAGCGCCACAUUAAUUAUUUAAAUUAAAAUGAAAUGCAAUAGAUUUUAAAUUAUUUUGAUAUUAAAUGUAAAGUCUAGUAAAAUUUUGUGGUUUGUUGUAAAGAAUAUGUAUUGUAAACAACAGUACCGCACUGAAAUUGUCCAUAACUUAGACCUGGGAAAGGCAGGCUAUGGAAUAAACGCCUUAUUACAAUAAACAAAACAAAAAAAGGGUAAAUUUAGAUAUAUUGCAUCAAUUUGCUGCAACUCAAAAAGAAUUGUGUGCAUCAUAAAAGAUUCCUGAGUGAAACAUAAAAUUCAUAAAGAAAUAUAUUCAACAUUUUUGUAUCAUCCAGAAAAGCAAACAGGAAAACGGAGAACUGUUGCCCAAAGGCCUGGAAUGGAUGCCAACAGCCCACCUGCAUUAGUUCCAAUGAGUAUGUAAACUGAAACGUUAACUUUAAAAAAUUUAGUUUCUGGAAAAAGCAUUUCAAUUAUAAUUUACUUUCAAAUAACGAGUCCCCAUUUCUUGGUCUAUACAACAUAUUAAUGUGUUAAUCUCAAUUUAUUCAUAUGCAUUAGUUAACACACAUUAUCAUCUUGUUACGUUGUUAAUAAUUUCAUUACUUUCUUGUUUGAGGCAUUAUUUUAAAAUAAUGGCUGUGUUAAAUAACCCCUUCAAAGUUUUUAUAGUUUGAUAUAUAUGGAUUGUAGAUGAUACUAUUUACAGCUGUUUCGAAAGCUUAUGCAUCAAGCUCUGGACAAGACAUUCUUUAUUCGACAUCAAUGGAUACCACAGUCACUAACUUACUCUAGCUUUUAACAUACAUUUGAAAUGUGCAAGGCUUCGGGGGCUUUCUUUAUUUUGACCAAUUUUAUUUUUAUCAUCAAUCAAUAUUUAUUUAAACCCUUGUUAUUUAAGUUUCCUUUAUAACUAAACUGGUUCUUAUCAAAAUCCUAUAUAUUUUUUGUGAUAAUGUACCAGUAAUAAUGUCAUUAACAGAGACUUACUUAUAUUAUUUGACUAACAUCAGGACCUAACGUGUCAUCUGCCCCAGCAUUACAACCAGUCAACCUCAACACAGAUCUUAACCGCAGUAAUAAUAACAUAAAUACUGCCGGCACUAUUAAAAAGGGCAAAGAAAGCAAGAAAGACGCCAAGAAAAAACUCACUAAAGAAGAUAUAGGAGCACCUUCUAACUUUGUGUAUGUUUCAUUAUCAAUAGAAUUUUUUUCUCUCUCUUAUACCAAGCAUGAUCCUCAAAAAUAAGAAUCUGGGUCUAGAAUCAACUGAAAUAUUAUAGCCAUUUUUUAGUGUCAACUCAGGGGCAUGGCUUAUUAGUAUCAUUCUAUUUAAAAAGGAUUUAAGACAUGGGUUUCCCAAAUUUGAGAUAGGAUAAAAUUAAUCAGAAAGUACUAGCACGUCAUUAAAUGGCGAGCUUAGUUUAUGCUAUUGUAAACAGCAUCCUUAAUUAAAGCUCAUCUCUUUUUAGAAAUUAUACAAAGUAACAAAUGAGAUUACGGUUUACUACAGUAAUGCAGGAAAUACCUACACUACAGAUUUAUUAUACUGGUGUAUAUAUAAAACAGUGAGGAAAUUAAAGUGAAUUUAGCUAUUAAUAAUUUCAAACACAGAAAACUCUGAAAUAAUCAACUGAUAUCACUAAGGAUAAAUACAUUUUUUUAAAAUUAUUAUGCCCCAAUCAACAUUAUUGAAUAGUUAGCCCAUUAGUGAAAUAGCGGAAUAUUAUUCCAUCUACCUUUAAGUUGAAGAUAGAAAUUGACUGAGUGGAAUGUGAAAUACCAAUUACGUGACCUCGGUACAAUUUCUAUUGAAAUGACUUCAUUUUUGUUUAAGGCUUUCUCACUUCUGAUAUACUCUAAUUAAAAGUAUAUUUUGUCUUAUCUACAGACAUCUUAGCCAUCUAGGUUGGGAUCCUGAAAAGGGAUUUGAUGUAAGUUAUUUUGGUGUUCUUAAAAUAUCUUUUAUGCAGCAUAGUUAAUAGAGAAAAUAUGUUUGCAAGGUUUUUAGGGGAUUAUACAAAUUAUUAUUAUUAUUGGGUUUUAAUGAUUCUUUCAAAUAAUAAUUGACAAAAUAAAUACCAUUCUACUGCAGUCAAAUCUAUUUGACACUCUGGGUCUCUGAAAAAUGUAAACCUUGAAUCAUAGUUCCAAACCAGAUUGCUCAAAAACAAUAAUAUUUUUUUGAAAAUUAUCAAUUAUAUAAAAUAUUAUAAAAAUGUUAUCUUGAUUUUUUCUUUGAAUUAUUUAAUGUACCAAUGCUUAAAAUGUCACAUUGUCUAUGGUAUUUUUUGGGUUUGUGUAUUUCACUGUCACUUUCAAGCCAUUUCUGGAUUGGCCAGAGCAGAUAAGGGAUUGCAAAACAUACUUCCAUUUUAUUUUGUUUUCAAUUACAGAUGAACAACCUUGAACCUGAGAUGCGCAACCUCUUCCAGUCUGUUGGCAUUGCACAAGAUCAAGAAGUUGACAAGGAAACUGUAGAUUUCAUCUAUGACUUUGUGGAAAAACAUGGAGGAAUGGAUGCAGUCAAAAAGGAAUUUGGUGGCUCAAAAUGUAAUUUAGUAAAUUCCGUUUCAGUACUGCUGCUCAAUUUCCUGAUCAGGAGAGAUAAAGUGGGGGAAAACUUACAUAAAGGGCUUCCAUAUCUUGGGUUCUUAGGAUGGUGCUGGCCCCAUCAUUAGUCAAAGGGAUGAGGCGUUGGGGGAGUGGGGGAAAACUAACAUAAAGGGCUUCCAUAUCUUGGGUUGUCUGAGGAUGGUGCUGGACCCAUGAUUAGUCAAAAGGAUGAGGAGUUGGGGGAGUGGGGGAAAACUAACAUUAAUUGCUUCCAUAUCUUGGGUUGUCUUAGGAUGGUGCUGGACCCAUGAUUAGUCAAAGGGAUGAAGGGGAGGGGCAUUUUUUCACUGUUUUUCUUUUAAUCCCUUAAGGUAAGUUAUAUCUAAGUGGUUGGUAGGUUCCUUUGGAAACUUUAAUCUUUAUAUUUAUUUAAUGCUUACAAAGAUUGAAUGUUUAUUAUAUUAAUUUUAUGAAGUGUUUAUUUUAUCAGUUUUUAAGAAAAAAUGGUUUUAAAUGGGUUUUUCUAUAUGUUUCAGCCAUGCCUCCUCCACCCCCACCUGGUUCUAGAAUGAAUGCACCUCCCCCACCUCCUAACAGAACCCCUGGGCCUCCUCCGCCACCUUCUAGAGUUGGACCAACAGCUCCACCACCCCCAACACGUGCUGUACCAGCUCCACCAAGAGCUGCAGCUCCUCCACCUCCACCACCAUCAAGACAAAUGCCAACUCCCCCCCGUGCCCCCUUUUCAGCCCCACCUCUGCCACCACCAAAUCCCCCUCCUGCUAUGAGUGCACCACCCCCUCCUCCACCUGCUGGUGGCCCUCCACCACCACCCCCUCCACCACCACCACCUUCAUCUGCAGCAGGCGGCGGUGACAGUCGAGGUCAGUUGCUCUCUGCUAUCAGGUAAGUCUUACCAAACAUGAAAAAAAAACCUACAAGAAAUAUGUAACCAAAUCAUAUAUAUAACCUGGCCCUGAUUGUCAGUAGUGUAGCUAGGGUUAGUGCCCCUAGAGCUAAGAAUUUAUUUACCCUCCUUCCACAAGUACAUCUCUGCAGUUGGCUAGAUACGCAUCCCCUCUUUAUAAAGAAUGUUGUACUGCCCCGUUCUUACGUCAGGGUUGAUGUUUUUUUUAAUUUAAUGCUUUCUUUUCAGGUCAGGAGCACAACUGAAGCCAGCAGCUCCAAACGCAGAUGGCCCCAAACCCGGUGACUCCAGAGAUGACCUUUUAAAUGCCAUAAGAAUGGGAGCAGCAUUAAAAAAGGUCAGUCAGUUAAAUGAUGGUAUAAAUGUUUUAUUUGGCAUAUGACUACUAGACGCUGCAGAAUUUUUAAAGAAAGCUGUCUAAAAAAUUUCUUAAACAUCCUGUGACAGAUAUUCUAUCAAUUUUAAUCUACACCUUAUCAUGACUGUCAAGUACAGAAACUGAAUGUCCCAACAAUAAAAUAGCUGAACUACCGGUAUCUAUUUUAGUUAUAACUUAAAUCAGUACGAGUCAUUUUAUUUCAAAUCCUCUCACUUCCUUUUAACUUAUUUUUGACUUAAACCCUCCCAUAUGCCUUUUUAUGUUUAUGUGCUCUGUGAUAUUUCUCUUCUUGGAGGCAUUAUGCGUCAGCACAUGAGGCAUAGUCUCACGGCACACCAAUGUACCACUGCAAACCAGUUGCAGAGCUCUGAUAUUUUGACUAACCUUUGAAUCAUAAUAACAGAAGUUUAACAACAGCACAUUGUCACUAAUUUUCACCGUGGUCACAGUGAGCAUCAACAAUGAGUAUUAGAACUGGUUUUAAAAUCAGAUUCAAAAUCAUCUUCAACUAUCAUCAAGAUCACUUUCCGGAUCAAAUGAAACAGAUUUUAGAUGGGUCUGUUGUUGAUGGGUUGUUUAAUAAUCUGAUCUUGCUAAUAAAUAUUUCUUAAGAGCUUGGGGAGCCAUACUACAUUCUAAUUAUAACUUAUUUAUGAAAGAAGUUUUUUUAAUUUUUUUUAAAUGCCUAAUUUAGAUAACAGUCACACAAAAAUAGCAGCAAACUUUAGAAGUUAUGUGUUUAUUAGUUUGCUUGCUAGAGGCACAAUACAGCCAAGAGCCAGGGUUUGCCAACCUGGGUUGUGAGGUAGCAUUUUAAGGGGUGCUAGAUUUGGAGAACAAAUGAGCCUUUGAAUUUUAAUAUUUUUUUUUAUACAGACAUUUAUUUUAUUUUGUUCUUAUUUUACACGAUGUUAUUAGCCACAAGUUAAUUCCUUUUAAAAAUUCUACCAAUUUCUCUUCAAUUCAAUAAAAAGUUCAAUUUCCAUUUUUAUUAGUCAAAUAAUUUGUAGGCUGUGGGCGACAUGUAAAAAAUAGGUUGGGUGUGAAGAAGAUAGAAAAGGUUGGGAAAUUCUGAGUUAUUCAAAUAUUUGUUCAUGCCCUUUCCGGGUGAGCAAAAUUUAGAUAAAUUACUAAAACUAGGUUUCUAGCAUUGGUUAUCAUUUAAAUUUAUAAGAAUUUCAAAGGUUUCUCCCAAAAUUAUUUUGUUGCAGAAUGCUUUCUGAUAGAUCUUAUUUACAUAUGCCCAUUUGCUGUUGCAUUUUUUAUUUGACCCGUCCUACCUACUACUAUUGAAGCUCCGCCAGACACAAAUUGAAUAAAUAAUAAAAGUUACAUUUUUUUACACCUAUACAACUAAAACUAAAAGAAAAGUUUCAUAUAAGGCACUUUUUACUUUCUAGCAACCCUUUAUGAAUUCAAUUCUUUGUUUCAAAUUUCUUUCUUUACACAUCUUUGUGCCUCUGUUUAUGUGUUGUGGUUUGGGGGGAGGGGGUGUAAAUAAAUAAGUUUAUUUAGCUUUUAAUCAAAAGUAACUUAUCCUUUCUUCUGACAAAAAAAUCCCACAUUUCUACACAAUUUAAAAUUAAUCACUAAAAUCUUUCAUGGCAACAUUGCUUAUAACUUAGGUUGAACCUGCUGAAAGGCCAGCAUCUACAACAACCUCCAGUGAUACAGACGGUUUGGUUGGGGCUCUGGCCCGUGCCCUGGCCAAUCGCCAAAAACAAAUCCAUGGAUCAGGUAAUCCUUAUCGGAGGCCAGGCAAUCCCUUGCGAUUUUGUUUUAUAUUUAAAUCCCUUUUUGUUGUUCCUUUCACCUUCCAUCCAGGUGCUCACACUGAACUGACUGUACUUCUCAUCAUUUUGAUGGCAUGC